AGGUCCACUGGACGCUAUCUAUCCCCGUCUCUUUUUAGAAACACCCCUUUAGCAUUGAUGCCCACCUCUUCUUGACAUCCCAUUCCACCUGAGAUCUCCUCCCACACUCCCACAUUAUCUCACACCUAUGUCUUUGGACAGGUGGACAGAGGUGGCAAGCGAAUGCAGCUGAGUUGACUUUACCAACCCAGUCUGGUAAAAGAUCUGUUGAGUGGAUUUGUCUGUUGACGUUCUGAAAUCCUGUUUUGUCUUUAAACUGACUUUCCAGCUGUGUUUGGUCAGCUUAGUGAGCUGACUACAAAGGGGAGACUCUUUUUAAAAAAAAUUUGAUAUCUGAAGAGGAUUGAAAAGGUACACAUUUGACCUUUUCUAGAUUUAUUUUUGAAGAAUCCUCUUCAUCUGGUGGAGAGCCUCAACCGUCACCAUGUGGGAGUUCCGUUCUAUGAAUUUUUGGCGGGCAGUUUUUGCCGAGUUCUUCGGGACCAUGUUUUUUGUGUUCUUUGGCAUGGGCGCUGCCCUGCGCUGGACCACUGGGCCUCAUCAUGUCCUUCACGUGGCCCUGUGCUUUGGGCUGGCAGCCGCUACCCUCAUCCAGUCCAUCGGCCACAUCAGCGGCGGCCACAUCAACCCUGCCGUCACUUUUGCCUACCUUGUCGGCUCACAGAUGUCUCUUUUCCGAGCCAUUUUCUACAUUGCUGCCCAGUGCCUGGGUGCUGUAGCCGGGGCUGCUGUGCUGUAUGGGGUCACACCAGGCAACAUGAGAGGCAACAUGGCAAUGAACAUGCUGCAGCCUGGCAUCAGCCUGGGGAUGGCCACCACUGUGGAGGUCUUCCUCACCAUGCAGCUUGUCAUCUGCAUCUUCGCCGUGACUGAUGAGAGGAGGAACGGACGUCUCGGAUCUGCUGCCCUCUCCAUUGGCUUCUCUGUUACCAUCGGACAUCUCAUGGGGAUGUACUACACGGGUGCUGGAAUGAACCCUGCCAGGUCCUUUGCCCCUGCUGUGAUCUUCAGAAACUUUAUCAACCACUGGGUGUACUGGGUCGGGCCUAUGAUAGGAGGUGCCAUGGGGGCCCUCCUGUAUGAUUUCAUGCUGUUCCCACGCAUGAGGGGUCUGUCCGAGCGUCUGGCCACUCUGAAGGGCAGUCGACCUCCCGAGAACGAGACCCAGCAGGACACCCGCGGGGAGCCCAUCGAGCUCAAGACACAAGCCCUAUAAACCUGCCCCUUCUCCCCUUCUCUGACUGGGGCCGAGGGAUGAGGGACAAGGCCCUGAGCUACACCAACCCCACCUCCACUGCCCCCACCCAGUGCCUUCACAUACACACACACACAGACACAAAACUAACCCAGACAACUCACGUGUAGACUAACACCUAACAACAUUUUCCGGUGGCACUCUAAAAACAUGCAGGUCAAUCACCUUUAACCUCAACACACAACAACACUCCUCUACACCCAGUCAUCUCUCUGUAUUCUGAACUGGACUUUGUGUUUUCAUAAAUGGUGACCAGAGAUUGAACCAGUAGCCGCCCCGUCUCUUCCUGCCCGCCUCUUUCCUCCUCCCAAGCAGGCUUUUGAUCUGCGAUGCAGAAACGUGUGGAAACCCCUUAAAUCCAGCAGAGAAAUUUGAGGAGGGGAGGAGACUGAGGGGUAGGAAGGAGGUGAGGCAGGGAUGUGGGAAUGAUAUGUGAGAGGGAUAAGAGAACAUGGGACAGGUGGGGGUGGAGUAGAGGGGUGGAUAGAGAGGGCAGCACUUCUGGGUUUGUGGUCGUUUCAAGUUGGGUUAGACCAGUGAAGAUGGGCAUGCUUUUCAUUAUUCACAAGAAUUCUUUUUUUUUUUCUCCAUUUUAGUUUAUUUUUUGUUUUGUUUUCUGCACUUCACACACAAGACGUGGAUGUAUGAUACCAUUAGAUUUAACCAGGGUUUCAUUAUUUUCAAUCACUACAAUUUAUCUGUGGGUUUGUGUUUGUGUGUGCGCGCAAGUGUGUGCGUGAGAGUGAGUGUGUGCCUUUGUGUGCGCCUGCGCCUGUACGUCUGGGUGUAUUUGCAAGUGAGUGCGUUUAUGUGUGUACGUGUGCGACCGAGAUCGCACAUACAGUACUUUUUAUUUCGUUUUACCGCUCUCGUGUUUCGUAACCAUUGAUUGUGCUCAUUUUUUGUCCCCAAUUUUUAAGACAUUACCAUUUCUCCUCCCCCUUCACUGUGCUAUUUGGUAUGAUAUUCAUUUUUACAUAAACCAUCUGCUUUUUUGUUCUGAACCAGCGCAAUCCAAAGCAAAUGUUGUAUCCCAGACUUCAAGAGUAGGUCUGCUGAUCGGCUGUGCGAGUUUUACAUUGAGUCUCCUUUUAUUAUUUGAUCCUUAACUGGGAGCACAAAGCGUUUCAAUAAGAAUUUCAAUGAAAAUAAACAUAAAAAAAAAACUUGA
Molecule: messenger RNA, 2426 nt
Organism: Neolamprologus brichardi
Lineage: Eukaryota; Metazoa; Chordata; Actinopteri; Cichliformes; Cichlidae
Gene: mipb
Product: major intrinsic protein of lens fiber b
Biological process (GO): water transport; transmembrane transport
Cellular component (GO): plasma membrane
Molecular function (GO): water channel activity
Source: RefSeq, a predicted model, not a curated record